Molecule: messenger RNA, 945 nt
Organism: Empidonax traillii (willow flycatcher)
Lineage: Eukaryota; Metazoa; Chordata; Aves; Passeriformes; Tyrannidae
Gene: KLF13
Product: Kruppel like factor 13
Exons: 2
Coding region: 82-945 (287 amino acids)
Biological process (GO): regulation of transcription by RNA polymerase II
Molecular function (GO): RNA polymerase II cis-regulatory region sequence-specific DNA binding; DNA-binding transcription factor activity, RNA polymerase II-specific
Source: RefSeq, a predicted model, not a curated record
CUGCUGGCUUUUGGGGUGGUGUUUGGUUUUUUUUUUUUUUUUGGCCUCGUCUGUUUGGAUUUCUUCCUAAACUUAUGAAAAAUGGCAACAGCAGCCUAUGUGGACCAUUUCGCGGCAGAGUGCCUUGUUUCCAUGUCAAGUCGUGCUGUUAUCCACAGUCCCAGAGGGGAGCCUGAUGCCCAGGCUGGUGAAGCAAUAUUUGCUCCAUCCAGUGGAGAAGACAAGCGGGAAGUCAGAGAAGCCGGGAAGGACAAUGGACCCUCCUUACUGGUCGUAGCCAGCAUUUUAGCAGACCUGAACCAGCACGUCCCAAACUCACCUGCGCUGAGGAUGGACAACACGGAGACCCUUGAUAGAACAGAACAGAUACCCAUUUCUAUUGCUCCUAAGGAGUUUGGGGAAGAAAGUGUGUCCUCGGCUGGUGAGCAUGGAGGAGAGCGAGCAGCCACACCUACCAGCCUGGCUGCAGCCACUGAGCCAAGCCCCAGACAAAAGAGCAAACGCCUCAGAAGCUGGACUGACCCUGGAUCACCCCAGAAAAAGCACAAAUGCCACUAUGUGGGGUGUGAAAAAGUUUAUGGCAAAUCUUCCCAUCUUAAAGCUCAUCUAAGGACCCACACAGGUGAGCGGCCCUUCGAGUGCAGCUGGCCGGGCUGCACCAAGAAGUUCGCGCGUUCGGACGAGCUGGCACGGCACCACCGCACCCACACGGGCGAGAAGCGGUUCCGCUGCCCGCUGUGCGACAAGCGCUUCAUGCGCAGCGACCACCUCACCAAGCACGCGCGGCGACACGCCAACUUCCAGCCGGGAAUGCUGCAGGGCCGGGCGGGCUCCAGGCCUGGCAGUGGCUCCAGGCCCGGCGGUGGCUCCAGGGCCGGCUCCCUCAGUGACUACAGCCGCUCCGACGCCUCCAGCCCCACGCUCAGCCCCGCCAGCUCCCCGUAG